AUGGACCCCAGUACUCAUCAACGCGAUAUCACGGGGAACAGGUUUGGUGACGGUGCAUAUGUCCACCAAGGAGACGUGCACGGCAGUGUCCACUACCACGCGCCGGACGUACCGGCCACGGCCAAGGUUGCUAUCCGCGUGCUCCCAUUUCCCCGCAACGAAGACGUCGUCAUCCGCGAAGAUAUAUUCUCCGAGAUUGAGCGGCUUCUCCCGUUUGGUGGAAGAGGCCAGACCGCCGCCCUAUGCGGCCUUGGUGGAACGGGGAAAACCCAGAUCGCACUAGAGUAUGCAUACCGACGAUGCGCCAACGACACGUGCUCCAUCUUCUGGGUGCACGCCGAUAACGAGACGACUUUCGUUCAGGACUACAAAGGGAUUGCAGGGAGGUUGGGCGUGGCGGAUAACUUGGAUGGCGAAGCGCUAUUAACAGCCGUGCGGUACCGUAUCGAGACGGAAGCAGACUGGGUGCUCAUCCUCGACAACGCCGAUGACUUGGGACUAUUCGGCGUUGGUCAGCCGCCAGCCGUUCAGCCGUCGACCGAUCAGUCGUUCUACCUCGAUCGGUUUAUACCCAAGAGGCCAUCCGGAACGGUCUUGUGGACAAGCCGUGAUAAACAGAUUGAGGGUAGCCUUGUUGGACCGGGGAGGGCUAUCGACGUAGCUCGUAUGACGGAAGAUGAGGCGCAAACUUUGCUGGGGCGUGUCCGAAACAGUGCAGUUAAUGAAAAAGAGGCGAACGACAGUAGGACACUUUUAGCAAAGCUUGACUGGCUACCACUUGCCAUUUCUCAAGCCGCGGCCUACAUGCGACGAACGGAGACAUCGAUUCCAGCGUACUUGUCGAAACUCAAGAAACGGAAGGUUCUCCAGAGAUCAGAGGCUGAUCCACAUCGAAGGUCACAUGUAUCCAACAGCGUACUCCAGACGUGGAAAAUCUCUAUCGAGCACAUCCGACGUGAGAACAAAAUGGCAUAUAACAUUCUACACAUCCUAGCUUUCUUAGAUGGGCAGAACAUUCCUUGGGAGAUCGUCAAGAAAGCGGGACAAUUCGAAGGCGGGACUCAGCAUGACGACAGUAGGAGGAGCGGUAACUCAACUGACGAUGAUACAAGCGAAGGCGAUACGAGCGGAAGCGAUAGCGAGGGCGAUGAAGACGUCCUGCAUGCGGUAACACGUCUCUGUAAAGACAGUUGGGCGUACGCCAUACACAUGCUAGUACAGCAGGUGACCCAGGGCUCUAUGAGUCAAAAAGAGAGCCGCUCAGAAGGAACGCGCUUCGCAGCGGCGGCCUUGCAAAUUGUCACGGACAUUUUCCCGCAAAGCGAGUGGGCAAGUUUAAGUAGGAGGAAAGGAGAAGCUGCCCAACUACUGUCCAAAGUAUCACACUAUCUCUAUGACCGAGGGAGAUGGAGAGAAAAGGAGCUAGUUGAUGAGAAGGCACUUAAGCUAAGGCGGGAUGUCCUUGGCGAGAAGCAUCCCGAUACAAUCUGGAGCAUGGCUUCACUCGCAGCGACAUAUCACAGCCAGGGACGGUACGACGAGGCGGAGAAGAUCAAGGUCGAGGUACUAGAGCUACGGCGAGAUGUUCUUGGCGAGAAGCAUCCCGACACAAUUGAUAGCAUGGCUUCACUCGCAACGACAUAUCACAGCCAGGGAUGGUACGACGAGGCGGAGAAGAUUAAGGUCGAGGUACUGGAGCUGCAGCGAGAUGUUCUUGGCGAGAAGCAUCCCGAUACAAUCUGGAGCAUGGCUUCACUCGCAGCGACAUAUCACAACCAGGGACGGUACAACGAGGCGGAGAAGAUCAAGGUCGAAGUACUGGAGCUACAGCGAGAUGUCUCCUAA
Messenger RNA from Colletotrichum aenigma, 1845 nucleotides. It is a transcript of the gene Klc-0-0, whose product is annotated as Kinesin light chain. The record is from RefSeq and is a predicted model, not a curated record. Bases 1 to 1845 code for a protein of 614 amino acids. Gene Ontology annotation, molecular function: protein binding. NCBI's taxonomy places the organism in Eukaryota, Fungi, Ascomycota, Sordariomycetes, Glomerellales, Glomerellaceae. The transcript is spliced from 4 exons.